This is a messenger RNA of Magallana angulata, 591 nucleotides long. RefSeq names its product L-rhamnose-binding lectin ELEL-1-like. NCBI's taxonomy places the organism in Eukaryota, Metazoa, Mollusca, Bivalvia, Ostreida, Ostreidae. The transcript is spliced from 4 exons. Bases 90 to 482 code for a protein of 130 amino acids. Gene Ontology annotation, molecular function: carbohydrate binding. The record is from RefSeq and is a predicted model, not a curated record.
UUUUGUGCAGACUUUUGAUAGUAUUUGGUAUAAAUGUAACUGUUAAUACCACUUCUCUAUCUCAUACCCUGAUCACUUCAUAUAACAAGAUGUGGAAAUGCUUGGUCCUCAUUGUUGUGUUUCUUGUCUUCCUCCAAGUUUCAGAAACUGAAGGAUUGGGGCGGUGGCGUCGUCCUCCAGGUUAUGCCCGUUUCAAAAUUGUUUGCGAACACAAACAACUGCAUUUACAUUGUGGGAGACAUAGACGAAUCCAUGUGGUCUCUGCAAUGUAUGGGCGAACUAAUAGACAUACGUGUGGACAUGGGCGUGUAGGGACUACAAGUUGCAAAGCAAGGCAUGCGUCUUUUAAAGUUAAAAGAAGAUGCAAUGGGAAACGAUCCUGUCGUAUCAGAGCUUCUAACGGUGUAUUUGGAGAUCCAUGCGUCGGAACCUUUAAAUACCUGAAAGUUCGCUAUCAGUGCAAACGUAAUCACCGUGGCUGAGCAAAGGAAGAAAUAAGGUGGUGAUAAACAUACCUUAAAAAAAAUUAAAAAGAGCAUUUCUUUAAUAAUAUUUACCUCUUUUUAAAAUAAAAAAAAGUGAUAGAAAUUU